CAUAAGGUAGAAGAGUCAAUGGUCAUGCUGAGCUUGUCGUGUGGGCAAUGUCAGAAGCCGAAACAACAACGUAAUUGCCACUAAUGCACCUCCUCUUCUGCUGUCAUUACCAAUUUCAACACAACGACACACCUCGUUCUCAAUGUCUUUAAUUCUCAUUUUCUGAGAAUAAUGAUCAGCUAGUGCUUUAAACAUGUUAAGUUGUGCUCCAAGCCACACCAUUUAAGUUAUCAUGUACAGUAUAUAACAUCUUUAAAUCCAACACAAGUUAGGCAAAAGAAUACAGAGUUGGUUAACAUUAUUAGCGGAUUCAACCCGCCAUAUUCUUGAUUUUUGUGUUCCUCUCGAAUAGGCUUCACAGACUUUGUACUCUACCACCCAAUGGAAAACAGAUUCAGAUUACCACUUUUCUUCUUGUUAUUGGCCACUACAUCGUUUAGUGCAGAAUCCAAGUGUAGAAGGGUUUGUGACUUAGCUCUAGCUUCCUACUACCUACCAGAAGGUAACUUGACAUACAUAACAGACCUUAUGAAAUCUCAGCUUCUCUCAGAAGCUGAAGAUAUUGUGAGCUACAACAAAGACAUAGAAAGCAAAGACCAAGUCCCAGCCUCUACCAGAGUGAACGUACCAUUCCCUUGUGAUUGCAUAAAUGGGGAGUUUCUUGGCCAUAUAUUUCAAUACAACCUUGCAGUAGGAGACACGUACACGUCCAUUGCCAAUCAGAACUACUCCAAUUUGACUACUGAUAAGUGGUUGCAGAGUUUCAACAGCUAUUCGCCCACUAAUAUUCCUGACAGUGGGACUCUUAAUGUCACCAUUAACUGUUCCUGUGGGAACAGUGACGUUUCCAAGGAUUAUGGAUUGUUCAUCACAUACCCGCUAAGACCUGAGGAUUCUUUGCAGUCAAUUGCCAACAAGACUGGGAUUAAGAGCGAGUUGUUGCUUGAGUACAACCCAGGUGUCAAUUUUAGCCAAGGGAGUGGUCUGGUUUAUAUUCCAGGGAAAGACCAAAAUGAUAGCUAUCCGCCCCUUCAUCUAAGCACUGGAGGUCUUGCAGGUGGGGUAAUUGCUGGAAUAUCUGUUGGAGUAGUAACAGGACUUCUUCUGCUAUUGGCAUUUUGCGUGUAUGUUAUAUAUUACCGAAGAAAAAUGUUAUGGAGGAAGAAAUUGCUCUCAGAAGAAUCCAGGAUGAAGUCAACUAGAGUUAAGGAUGAUGAAGCCACGGGUGAUCCUUCUGCAGAAGGUGGUAAUAACACCACUGGCAUUAGGGUGGAUAAAUCAGCAGAGUUUACAUAUGAGGAACUAGUCAAUGCCACAAAUAACUUCAGUUUGGCUAAUAAAAUUGGUCAAGGUGGUUUUGGGGAAGUCUAUUAUGCAGAGCUGAAAGGCGAGCAAGCUGCAAUAAAAAAGAUGGACAUGCAAGCAUCAGGACAAUUUCUUGCUGAACUGAAAGUGUUGACACGUGUUCAUCAUUUGAACCUGGUGCGCUUGAUUGGAUAUUGUGUUAAGGAUUCCCUUUUCCUUGUCUAUGAAUUCAUUGAGAAUGGAAACUUAGGACAACAUCUACGUAAAUCAGGUUUUGAUCCUUUGCCAUGGUCUACCCGAGUUCAAAUUGCUCUGGAUUCAGCCAGAGGUCUUCAAUACAUUCAUGAGCAUACGGUGCCUGUAUAUAUCCAUCGUGACAUAAAGUCAGAAAAUAUUUUAAUUGACAAAAACUUCUGUGCAAAGGUUGCAGACUUUGGAUUAACCAAGUUGAUUGAUGUAGGAAGUUCAUCACUUCCCACUGAUAAUAUGAAAGGCACAUUUGGCUACAUGCCACCAGAAUAUGCAUAUGGAAAUGUUUCUCCCAAAAUAGAUGUCUAUGCUUUUGGAGUUGUUCUUUAUGAACUAAUUUCUGCUAAAGAAGCAGUGAUCAAGGGUCCUGAAUUAAAGGGCCUUGUAUCUUUGUUUGAUGAAGUUUUUGAACAAGAAGAUCCCACAGAAGGACUUAAAAAACUGGUGGAUCCUAGGCUCGGAGAUAACUACCCAAUUGACUCAGUUUGCAAGAUGGCACAUCUUGCGAGAGCAUGCACAGAGAGUGAUCCACAACAACGUCCAAGUAUGAGUUCUGUUGUGGUUAAUCUUACAGCACUUAUUUCAACUACUGAGGAUUGGGAUAUUGCUUCCAUCAUUGAAAAUUCAACUCUUGUAAAUCUAAUGUCUGGGAAAUAGACGAAGGAAUGUAGAAUACAAAUGUCACCAUUUGAUUCUUUUGUUGCAAAACAAAUUUGUAAUAAUUCCACCGCAUUUCCCAUCAAACUCUUGUUUGCAACUAAGUGACUUUUUUUAUCAGUGAACAAACUCUUUUCUCACUGAUUUUUUCUUGCUUUGGGAAAAAUUGCAUGGUAAAUCAUGUUUUUUGCCUUGUAACAACUUUCUUUGUUGCACUUUCAAACAAACUAGAGGAUUAGUGUUUUUUCUAA
Cajanus cajan (pigeon pea) is the source of this 2462-nucleotide messenger RNA. NCBI's taxonomy places the organism in Eukaryota, Viridiplantae, Streptophyta, Magnoliopsida, Fabales, Fabaceae. The record is from RefSeq and is a predicted model, not a curated record.